AUGGAGGGUGCAUCCCGCCAAACGUCAAGGCUACUCCGGCCUCGUGGCCAGAAACUCCUUCCCCGUCUCACACGAACCUCCGCAGUCAACGCCACACCCUUCACCCAUAUUCAACGACGGACACUGUCGAAUUCCCCUCGGCCCUUUGCACCAGAGUCUCUUCUCAACACCUUUAGAACCGGUGGUUCAUACAACGAAGGACCCACCAGCUAUUUCUCCAACCGACAAACACUUCCCGCGAAUACCGUUGUACGAUUUGUGCCACAGCAGACAGCAUGGAUCGUCGAGCGCAUGGGAAAGUUCGACCGUAUCUUGGAACCCGGUCUUGCGAUCCUUGUGCCGUUCUUGGACCGAAUUGCUUACGUGAAGAGCUUGAAGGAGGCGGCUAUUGAGAUCCCCAGCCAGAACGCGAUUACGGCGGAUAACGUUACUCUUGAGCUGGACGGUGUACUAUAUACGCGCGUUUUCGAUGCAUACAAGGCAAGCUACGGAGUCGAAGAUGCAGAAUACGCUAUUUCGCAACUCGCGCAGACAACUAUGCGUUCCGAAAUCGGUCAGUUGACCCUCGAUCAUGUUCUUAAGGAACGCGCCAAUCUCAAUACAAACAUCACCAAGGCUAUCAACGAGGCGGCCCAGGAAUGGGGUGUUGUCUGUCUCCGAUACGAGAUUAGGGAUAUCCACGCGCCGGAGGCGGUCGUUGCUGCCAUGCACCGCCAGGUUACUGCUGAGCGCUCCAAGCGAGCUGAGAUCCUCGAAUCUGAAGGUCAGCGCCAGAGCGCGAUCAACAUUGCUGAGGGUCGCAAGCAGUCUGUGAUUUUGGCAUCUGAGGCUCUGCGCUCCGAGAAGGUCAACCAUGCUUCUGGUGAAGCCGAGGCUAUCAAGCUCAAGGCCGAGGCUACCGCGCUUGGUAUUGACGCUGUUGCUCGGGCCAUCGAGGAGGGUGGCGAGAAUGCUCAUAGCGCUGUUGGUCUCAGCGUUGCUGAGAAGUACGUCGCAGCUUGGUCAAACCUGGCACGUGAGGGCACAGCCGUUGUUGUUCCCGGUAAUGUCGGUGACAUGGGUGGUAUGAUUGCCAACGCCAUGGCUGUCUACGGCAAGGUCAGCGAGACUCACGCCCGGGGGCUGGCAAAGAAAACCCUCGGGGUCGAAGACGCCUCUCGGUCAUCGGAGACAUCGCAAAACAGUCAGGUGCCGACCUUUUUUGAGGAACAGGCUGGGCAGAACACACAGUCGAAUGUCGCCUCGCGAACUGCCGAGGAGGGAUUUGAAACUGUCGCCGGCGAACACAAGAAAUAA
Messenger RNA from Penicillium roqueforti, 1296 nucleotides. RefSeq names its product SPFH domain-containing protein. Lineage: Eukaryota; Fungi; Ascomycota; Eurotiomycetes; Eurotiales; Aspergillaceae. The transcript is spliced from 2 exons. Gene Ontology annotation, cellular component: membrane. The record is from RefSeq and is a predicted model, not a curated record. Bases 1 to 1296 code for a protein of 431 amino acids.